Molecule: messenger RNA, 1785 nt
Organism: Merops nubicus (carmine bee-eater)
Lineage: Eukaryota; Metazoa; Chordata; Aves; Coraciiformes; Meropidae
Gene: CFI
Product: complement factor I
Exons: 12
Coding region: 1-1785 (594 amino acids)
Biological process (GO): proteolysis
Cellular component (GO): membrane
Molecular function (GO): serine-type endopeptidase activity; protein binding
Source: RefSeq, a predicted model, not a curated record
AUGCGAGUGGUCCCAGUUUUCUUGGUUCUCUUGUCUCUCUUUUGUUUUUGUGGAUCAAAGAAAGCAGCAUAUAAUGUUGAAGAAGACCAGUCUCAGCAGGUUGAGCCUGCCCAGCCAGCUGAGCAAGACACAUACCUCAUAGGAGAAUGCUUAAGCAACCAAUACACACACAAGUCCUGUGAGAAAACUUUUUGUCACCCAUGGGAACGAUGUGUGGAGGGGAAAUGCAUUUGUAAGCUUCCCUACCAGUGCCCAAAGAAUGGGUCUUCAGUCUGUUCUACCAAUGGAAGGAACUUCCAUACUUACUGUCAGCUGAAGAGCUACGAGUGUCAACGUCCCGAGGCAAAGUUUCUGCACAAGGGAAAAUGCACGUUUGAAGAAACAUUUUCAGUCUCUCUGGGUCAUGAAGAUUCAAGGUUGCUUCGAGUAAAACCUGUGAAUCAACAGAAUGACUUUUUUGUAUGUGACAGUGAGUGGACUAUGAAUGAAGCAAACGUGGCUUGCAAGCACCUUGGCUUUGAAUUAGGUGCUGAAUAUUACCAAGGCAAUUCCAACAACACAGACUCUGCCUUAAAUUCAAUGCACUGUCUGCAAAUAACUUGCAGGGGCCUAGAGACAAGUCUUGCUGAAUGUCACAUGGAGAUGAAAUCCAGAGAUAGUAAUGAGGGAUUUGUUAGCCUCCAGUGCCAUGAAAACCUCAGAGCUUGUUCGGAUGGUGAGUUUCACUGUGUCAACAAGAAGUGCAUUUCUCUGAAUAAAACCUGUGAUGGCAUCAAUGACUGUGGAGACCUAAGUGAUGAACUCUGCUGUAGAGAGUGCAGAGGCAACAGUUUCCACUGUCACUCAGAUAUCUGUAUUCCAAGUAAGAAUGUCUGUAACAAAGAAACUGACUGCCUCACAGGAGAGGAUGAAGCUGGAGUCCUCUGCGCAGGCAAAGACAAAGGUGCUGAAAAUCACAGUAUGGAUGAAGAAAGAAAAAGGAUAAAGACACUUCUUCCCCAAGCACACUGCGGUCUGACAAAUCACAAAUUAACUCGACGGAAAAGAAUCAUAGGUGGAGUGAAUGCAAGAAAGGGUGAAUUCCCUUGGCAAGUAGCAAUUAGAGACACUGGAAGUGAAGGUUCAACAGUCUACUGCGGAGGGGUUUAUAUUGGUGGCUGCUGGGUUAUCACUGCUGCACACUGUGUCAGGCCAAAUCGAGUUCAUUUGUACCUUGUCUGGGUCGGACUGCUGCAUAUCAUACAGCAUGACAAAGAGACUGAUACUUUCAGACUGAAACAACUGAUAAUCCAUGAAAAGUACAACGCGACAACUUACGAAAAUGACAUUGCUCUGCUGGAGCUGAGAGGCUCUGGGACAGGAGAAUGCUCCCUGGAAUACAGCACACCUGCCUGUGUCCCCUGGUCAGAGUACAUGUUCAAGACUGGUGACAGAUGCAAGGUUUCUGGAUGGGGACUGGAGAAAGGUUAUACUAAACAAUAUGUCCUCAAGUGGGGCAAUGUUAAUUUAUUUCAGAAUUGUUCUGAAUUGUAUCCAGGACGAUUUUUCAAACAAAUGGCAUGUGCAGGAACCUACGACGGCUCCACAGACAGUUGCAAAGGUGAUUCGGGAGGCCCCCUGGUGUGUUUUGACGCCCAAAACGUCGCGUACGUGUGGGGCAUUGUGAGCUGGGGUGAGAACUGUGGGGAGGCCGGUCACCCCGGCGUCUACACCAAAGUCGCCAGCUACUACGACUGGGUGAGCCACCACGUGACGAGGAGCCUCAUCGCACGCCACAACACCUGA